Messenger RNA from Cherax quadricarinatus, 2992 nucleotides. The record is from RefSeq and is a predicted model, not a curated record. NCBI's taxonomy places the organism in Eukaryota, Metazoa, Arthropoda, Malacostraca, Decapoda, Parastacidae.
UGGUGCUCAACAUGGCGGCCGAGCUUGGCAGGCCAGUCUGGGAACCCCGUGAUAAAGGGGCCAAUAAUGGCCACGACGAGCUCCUCGUCUUCGGAUAUUCUUGUAAACUGUUCCGCGACAACGAGAAGGCUUUGUUCCUGGAUAAAGGAAAGCAUCUUAUCCCGUGGAUGGGCAACAGUGAGCUGAUGGUUGACAGAUAUGAUGUCCGUGGUGCUGUGUGUGAUCUGACUGAAGUUGAGGCAAGUAGCAAAGGAGACCAGUUGGAAGAGAUGACAGAGGAGGAACGAGCAGAAGAAGAAAGAUGUGACUAUGAACGCUAUUUUGCGCUCUAUCAUGAUGAGUAUCAGUAUCAAGCUUACCAAGAUGAGGAAGCAAAGAGAUUAAUGGCAGAACUUGGUUCUGAUGUAUAUGCCUACAGUCAAGUAGGUUUCAACUAUGAUGGACAAGUACCAGUGAGUGAGGCAGUUGGCUUGACUGAAGAGCAUGGUGCUGAACAACUUCAGGAUGAAAACCAUCAAACUGUAGAUAAAGAAGAACAAACUACCGGGUAUUUUCCAGAGGCUGAUGAGGAUACAUUUAUCCCUCCUCCUGAACUCAGUGUUCCACAAGGAAUGGUAGUGCCAGAGACAGUGAAACAAAACAAGAUUAUUGUGAAGACAUCAAAGUUCAUUGUUACUCAGGGAGGACAGAUGGAAAUUGUGAUAAAGACCAAACAAGCUGGCAACCCUAUGUUUAGCUUCUUAUCAUUUGAUAAUCCACUUAAUGCUUAUUAUAAGCACAUGGUGGCAAUGAUCAAGAAUGGCAGGUAUCGUCCUGCUGAUGAAGUUGAACGGGUAAAGUCUAGAAGAGAGAGUGAUGGAAAUGGGGGUCAGUAUCUACACCCAAGUCUUUCAGCAGGCAUUAAACCAGAUCUUGCUCCAGGGACCCCUACUCCUGUUCACAGACCAUCUGCAGACUGUGCAUACUCAAAGUUAAUUCACAAAAUUAAGGAAAAACAAAAAAAUACAGCAGUAGUAGAACGUAUUGACUCCCCAGCUCCAACUUCUCCCAGUGUUCCUAUUCCUACUGCUGUGUCCACACCCAUUGCCACACCAGCAACAGUAGUCCUUGAACCACAAAAUCAGGAUAAAAAGAAAGUCCUGUCAGAUAUCACACCUGUUGGAUCACCCAAAAUUACAAGCUUAGUUGAUUAUCCUUCAUUCAACCGAACCAAAGAAUGUGAUUCUGACGAUGACCUAGAUGGCAAAUCUGAAAGUUUGACAAGUAAUACUGAAAGCACUAGUGAAUAUAGCAGUAUAAAGUGGCCUCCACCAGAUGUCCAAAUGGUAAUUGACAAGAUGGCAAGCUACAUAAUAAAGAAUGGAGCAGAUUUUGAAGCUAUGGUGCGCAGCAGAGAUGAUCCCAGAUUCAGCUUCCUCAAAACAGAGCACGAGUACUAUCCCUAUUACCGAUGUAAGAUUCGCCUGUACAAUGAAGUAUAUGGAGAUAUUUUCAAGGAGGGAGGAGAGCACUGCACACACCCUGACAAAUACCCGUCAUUGAACAAUGAUGGAGGAGGAAGAGUAAUAGGAGUUGGAGGAGGAAAUGGUAGUGAUGUUGGAGGAAGUGGUGGCCUAAGUAGCAGCAACAGCAAGAAGGAAAAGCGUACAAACACUAAACAACCCUCUACCAUUAGCUUUUCAAUAAAAUCUCGGGAGCAAGAAGUUAACCUUGACCGGCACUCAACCUUCCCUGUGGAGUCUUCAUCAACAGAUGAUGAGGAUAUGGAAGAAGAAGAAAGAGAGAAAAGAAGAAUAGAGAGAGAAGAACGAAGAAGGAAAAGAAAAUUAAAAGAGAAAGAAGAGAGGGAGAGACGUGAACGGGAGGAAAGAGAGAGAAAAGAGAAAGAAGAGCGUGAGAAAAUGGAGAAGAUUGAAGAGUCGACUGAUGCUUCUGGUGACAAUGAAGAUGUUUAUGACAUUUUCAAAUAUGCACAAGAGAUGGGCAAUGAAGCAGAUACAGAAGAACACAGCCGCAGUGAGAAAAACUAUGAUGACGAACGCUCGAGAGACAGUAAUACUGGAUUGCAUCAUGAUAAAUCUCAUGGCACAUCACCCGCAUCCACUCAUACUUCAAGUCAUGUCUCUCACCCUGAGAGAAAACAACAGGAACGAAGAAAGAAAGCAGCCAUGUUCCUUUCUCGAUUGAAAAAGAAUGGAGGCGAGGAGGAUGCCCUUCCACAGCCAGUUUAUGGACCACAGUUACCACCUGAAAUUGCUGCUCAGAUACUGAACUCUGCUUCACAAUCACCACGCUCCUCCAUUGCUAGUACUAGACACACUACCCCCUCAAGAUCUCGAUCUCAUUCUGUCAGUCCUGGACCUGGGAUUCCCAUGCCUCCAAAAGAGGCUCCAGCACCUCCCCCACCACCACCACCUGCUCAGUCUCCCUCACCACCUAGAGGAACAGAGAUUGUUGACACUUGCUCCAAUGUCACUGCAAAAAAUAACUGGGCCUCCAUUCCAGAGCCUCCAGUUAGUACAGAAUUUGUGGAGCGUUCUAAAACUUCAAACUUGAAAGAGCCAUCUGUUUUGUCGGGAACAAGCGAGGAUGGACGCAGAAGUGAAAGUUUGGACAGCAGGAGGAGCAAGUCCCGGCCGCUAGAAGUGCCUCACCGGGAAAAAACACGAAGCCGUAAGAAGCAACGACAUGGACGUUCGGAAAGUCGGUCUCCAAGUAGCCGACGAGAUAAAAAGAAACGCAAGAGGUCAAGGUCAAGGUCUCGUAGACACAAGAAACGUCGCUCACGAUCAAAGUCCCCCAAAACUCACAGCCGAUCAUCUCAUAAAAAGAAGCGCCGCAAGCACAGUACUCGACAUGACAGAGAAAGAGUGGAGAAGAGAAGUAAGAAGUCUCGGAGACGUAGUGUUUCAUCUUCCUCGUCAGAUUCAUCUGGUCCUUCUUCCUCAAGUUCCAGUUCUACUUCACCAUCAGAUAAUGAAGUUCAAGUAAU